Aureobasidium uvarum is the source of this 1329-nucleotide messenger RNA. The record is from the annotation of a GenBank genome assembly. Lineage: Eukaryota; Fungi; Ascomycota; Dothideomycetes; Dothideales; Saccotheciaceae.
AUGCGUUUCUCAGCUUUGACCAUUGCAUCCGCAGCCGUUGCUGCUGCUGGAGUGAACGCCAUUGAUGUGGCUGGUAAGGUCAACAUCCCCAUGCCUGGAGGUCAAAAACCUGACAUCUUUGCAGAAGUCCUUGGCUAUGAAGCAAUCCCAAAAGCUGCAACUAACAAAUACUCCGUCAAUGCUGCCCCGACCAUCCCUGACCAUGCAACUGGCUCGUUCGAACCAUCUUAUAUGCCUGAAGAGGACUUGAGGCCGACCAGCAUCCAAGCUCGCAGUGCCCCUUCAGCCUCAUCUACGGCAAACACCACUCCAGUCGGCGAUGCACCCGCUGACGACAGCUUCGAGUCAUUCAUGGAGUGGAUGAGUGCUCGUCACGCUCAGGGAGCCUUCGAGCAACCUCAAGUCAGUCACAUUGCCCGCGGCGUGGCUCCCUCGCCAAGUGCAGAGAUCCCACCCUUUGAUGGACCGAUCGAUGACACUUACGAAGCUUUCGUCGCCUGGAUGGAGUCUCGCUUCCCUCAGGAAGCCACAAGAGCGGCUGAGCAGAAAGUUCACGCUCGUGAUGUGCCAGCUCAACCUGAGCAUACCUCCACCACUCUCCCAGAUGACCCCGUUGAUAACUCUUACGAGGAGUUUCACAAGAAACUCGCUCGCUCUAUCAACGAGCAUGAUCAAGAGUACCCCUCAGAGGAGUACCACGAGCUCAAUGCUCGAUCUACAGAGAUUCCUCAGGAGUAUGGGGACGAGGUACCUGACUGGAGCCUUGUUUGGAACGAAGACCUGGAACAACAUAUGCAUGCCAGAUCACGCGCAGACGAACAUCAUGAGGUUCCAUCCCACUACAGACAUGAGCCAGAGUCAACUGCAUCUGCUCAAGAUGGAUCUACCAACGUCCACUACGAGCCAGAGAAUGAAUACAACCCUGAUGAGACCUUCGAGGAGUUCCUUGCCCGCCAAGGUUAUAACCCUGCAGAGUACACUCAAGAGAAUCCUACCGAGUCUCGCGAAGAGGAGCUUAAGCCUCAGGAACCGGUUUAUUCGAAGCCUGAUGUGUCAGAGGUAGCUGCUUCGCCAGCAGCUGCUCCCACUCCUAAACCAACUUCUGCAGCAACAUCAUCCGACAUCACUUCGACCUCUGCAUCGCAGUGGACUGGCGAGACGGCCACAGCCUCGUCCGGCUCUGCCACCAAUGUCCAAGCACGCUCUUGGUACGGCAACUGCAUCUUCUGCAACCAGCUCUACCACAAGUCGCAAGGGAUUCUUCAAUCUUCCCUGGUAGCUGAGUGGUGGGGUUGUUGUUGCAAAGAGAAGAUGCUGACUUGUGCUUGA